UCAAACUCCUCCGGGUCUGUCAAUGCCGGGCCCCUCCGCCUCCGCCCCCCCCUGCCGCUUCGCCGCCCGCUGGGCGGCCGACGCCCUCGCCGGCGACGAGGCCCUCGACUUCUCCUUCGUCAAAGCGCUGGUGGGCGUCUUGCCGGAGUCCCUCGCGGGCGCGCCGGAGGCUACGCGGGAUAGGGUUGCGCUUCGAUGCCUGCGGGAGGUCGUCUCCCUCGCCGCCCCGGGCGAGGGCGAGGUCGCCGCGACGCCGGCGGUGGCGGAGGUCGAGUCCGGGACGCUUAGGGUUGAUGCCUCCCGCUCCUGUGAGGAAUUGCUGAUUGAGUUGCUUGGACAGGUUGGUAGUUCAGGAAGCUUGGAGAAAGAUAUGCUUCCACCUUUUAGCAAGGAUAUCCAAAAGUUUAUAUGCAUCAAGACACCGGCUUUACCAGAAACUUCUUUUGAGUUGCUUAGAGAAGUGAACCCAGACAUCGCGUGUAUGGUCGCACCGCCCCCAGUUGAGAAGGGCGGCAAGAACAUUGGCAAUGACCAGUUGUUGUGCGGCAUCAGCCCUGAUCAUGUAAAUACAGAGAGGCACGGGUGCCCUACAAAUAGGUGUUACGACCGCCCUCAGGAAGAUACCACUGGCGCUGUUGGUGUCAGUGUCAGAUCCGCACAAACGAGUCCAAGUAAAGAUAAUAGAAAUAUGUCCAUUACAGCUGAGCCUGCUUCAGCUAGCUGCAGUGCUGCUUUUCUUCCAUGUAAUACUGAACUUAUGCCAAAGCAGAAUGUGGCGGAGACUACCGCGUCCCAAGAAAAGAGUCCAACUACCAUUCUUCAACGAGAAUCCUGUGGAGACAAGUACAAAAAUUCAUCCUGCGAUAAUGAUGGAGAGAGAUCACAUGGUAAUGGCACCAACAUUCAUUUAUCAAAGAAUCUCAGCGAUGAUACAGUGGCUCCAGAUUCUGACAGAAGCACUGAUGCUUUGCUGGCAAAUACAUCUGAAACAAGAACUUUGCCUGAGUUUGUUGCUGCAGAUGGUACAGGUGUAAUUGCAGAACUGCAUGGCAGAAAAACUCGAAGGAGUUCACCGCAACAUGACAGCAGUGAGAAAGCAAGUCAUGUUUUGGAUGAGGGUAGUGCGAGGAUUCAGCCAGUGGAAAAGGGUUCUGGUCAUAAUGAACAGAAUCUGCAAACUGCUGGUGUUGUACCUUCUGUAAGCUGCAACAGGGCUGUUCAAGGAGAUAAAUAUGAAACCAACCUUCCACAAGAGAAUGCUACAGGACUUUCUAAAUUGUUUAAGGAGAAGAAUGAUAAGGCUCUUCUGGAAGUCAGUUGUGCUGACAAAGCCAAUCCAGCACUACAUGAUGAUGGCAACAUCUUGGAAAAUGAUACAUCCAGUUAUAGGAAAACCUCUCUAGAUUCUUCUUGCUGCAAUGCAGUGGAAACAUCAAAUGUGCAUCGCUCCAAUGACAGUCCCGGUGGCUUUGCAGCCGCUUGUCUUCUAUCAUUGAUGGGCAAUAUGCCGUCCUGUAGUCAGGAUAAAGAGGCCAAUGGUUCCACUGAGGGCUUUACGGAACAAGAUUUGUGCAUAAAAUGUGGUAAAGAUGGCCAGUUGCUGAAAUGUAGCAGCUGCUCAUUAAUUGCUCAUGAUCGCUGUUUUGGUUCAUCAGUGACGCUUGAUGUUUCUGGCCAGUUUUAUUGCCCUGUAUGUUUCUAUACUAAAGCUACUGAAGCAUAUCAAAAGGCGAAAAUAACAUAUUUGGAAGCUAGGAAGAACCUAUCUGCUUUCCUUGGCACAAAGCAAUUUCCUAAGGAACACCAUGAACAAUCUACUGGAAAACGGCGAACAGCUACCAACAGCAAGGAUCACUCGAAUGGGUUUAUUACGUCCAAAAGGCAAGAUAACCAUCAGUCUGAAGCUGAUGACCUUUCUUGUAAGGAUGAAGAACCUGGUGAGCAGAGGAAAAAUCAGAGAACAAAUGAUACAAGUGAUGUGCGUCCUGAGGAGGGUCAGCUGAAUGAGUGUGAUACUUCCAAAAGGCAAGGUAACCAUCAGCCCGAUACAUAUAAUCUUUCUCAUAAUGAUCUAGAACCUGGUCAGCAGAGGAAGAAGCAGAGAACAAAUGCUACGAGUGACACUUGUCCUGGGGACGUAAUCACUGAAAAGGCAUCUUUUGGUCUGAAUUCUGAUAUUGCACCCAAUAGAGAUUGUGUACUCCAAAAUAAAAGAAAACUAGUUGAGCAGUCUGUGGAAAGUGCAGAAGCCCAUGAAGAUGGUAAUGGCAAUUCAUUUUAUGAUGCGCAACAUUCAUCUCAGAAUAGAUGCAGUCCUGUUGCCAACCAGAGUGUUGAGGCUGAAAAACAUGACAGUCUUACAAAUUCUCACGACCCCAAAAGUUCUGAUGAAAUAGAAGCUACAUCUUCAAAUAAUUCUGGCAAGGGGUCGUCGCCUCCUUGGCGAAACAUGAGACGCCACAAAGCAAGAUUCCAUGGAAAGGAGACAGUGGUAUCUUAUAAUUCUAAAAAAGCAUUGCAAUGCCAGGAUCAGCAGAUGCCUUCAUCAUCAAGCAAACAGAACUAUGCAUAUCAACCCAAGCAUCCCUGUAAUCCUCUUGCACCAGCUGGAAGGCGCUCAAAGCUCUGUUGGACGGAAGAAGAAGAGCAAGCUUUGAGGGAUGCAAUGUUGAAGUUCACCCCAAAGGAUGGCGGACCAAUUCCGUGGGUUCAGAUAUUAGAAUCUGGCAGGGGUACGUUCCACAAGAAACGCCUCGCCAGUGAUCUGAGAGUCAAAUGGAGGAACAUGACGAAGAAAUCAGGAUCCUAGUACUGAUCAUCUUUUCUGAAAAAAAGGUACUGACCAUCUGGCACCUAGUGCAGCCAUUGUGCCAUGCUUGCCUAACCCUUUAUUCACCCCCUCGAGGUAGCUAUUGUGCAUCAUCUUGUAAGACUGUACAUAGUGCGUGCUGCUGGCUUCUGACCCAUGCCACUGGGUGAAACAUGUAGAUUGCAAGCAUUACAUUUCAAUAGGGGGACUUCAUUCCUAUGCUAUCUAUUAGUCUGUUGUUGUGGGUUUAGAGCUAUGUAAAGAAACUGUAUUCUUUUCCGGCAAAUAAACAUAUAGUCGCCGUCACAAUUUCCAAUUGAAAA
Hordeum vulgare subsp. vulgare (domesticated barley) is the source of this 3132-nucleotide messenger RNA. RefSeq lists its product as uncharacterized. NCBI's taxonomy places the organism in Eukaryota, Viridiplantae, Streptophyta, Magnoliopsida, Poales, Poaceae. Bases 23 to 2809 code for a protein of 928 amino acids. The record is from RefSeq and is a predicted model, not a curated record. The transcript is spliced from 6 exons.